AUGCCUGGACAGGCGUGUUUGGGUCGCUUUUGGCAGUCGGCCAGAGGGCUGCCGCAGUGGCAGGGCCACCCACUGGCAUCGGAGCCAACCCUGAGCAAAAUAAUACCACUAUCAUUGCACGGCGACGAAACGCCGGUGUUGGCCAAAGGGAAAAUUUGGUCCUCCAGUGCAUUGGUGAUGUCGUGGGCUUCCCUUUUGGGUAGCGGCUCCACGAAACAAAGCCAGCUGUACAUCUGGGCCGCCUGGCACAAGUCAUUCUGUAGCCAGACGAAUGAUGACCUGUGGAGUCUUUUGCUCUGGUCUUUCGAAUCGUUGCGGUCCGGCAUUUUCCCGAAAGCCGACUGGCGAGGAUAUGAUUUCGAUCCCUACAGUCCCGAGGGACAGCGAGCUGGCCAAUACCUCGCGGACGGGUAUAGAGCUGUCUUGGUGGCUAGCUGUGGAGACCUGGACUACAUGGCACAGUUCCAGGGCCUUCCCUGGUGGAAUUCAAACUCCCCUUGCUGCCUGUGCCAAUGCCAAAGACGAGGAGACCGUACCUGGCACUGCUUUUCAGACGAUGCCCAAUGGAGGACAAGUCUGUGGACCCCUGCUGCUUGGAAAGCAUGGCCGGGCCGAAGCAUGAAGAAGAUGUUCCAGAAGGACUUCUGUUCUGUGCUCGUGGUCCAUUUCGACCUGGUGCAUUGUCGAUACCUUGGCUAUCUGCAGCAGCUAUAUGGGUCGGUUUUUUGGAUCCUCUGUGAGGAAAUGAUGCAGGCGAGUCCAAGCGCCAAUUUGCAUGAACUCUGGAACUUUCUGAAAACAUACCAAUCCACCCACAAGGUGCGCAGCCCCUACUCCCAGAGACUGAACAAGGUCAGUAUGUGCAAGAAGAAGACCGACUAUCCGAAGCUUCGUGGAAAAGCGGCGGAGAUCAAGGACAUGGCAGCAGCCGUGCGAGCAAUGUGGGCUUAUUUUGGUGUUCCUGGUCAAGACUUCCAAGAGAUUGGGGUACUCCUUGAUUUGACAUGCAAAUUCGAGGAGAUAUUGGAGGAAUGGCCGAUUGCAGAGGGCCAUUUCUGCCUUCCUGCCGAAGCUGCAGACAGACUGAAGGCGAACUAUCGGGACUUCGCAUGCUUGUAUGUCAUGGUCGGGGACCGCUUUCGCAGCGAAGGUCGUCGGGCCUUCAGCCCUACAGAAAAGAUUCUUGUUCCUGAACAAUGCAUGUUUUCACAUUUGUGCCUUUUAUAA
This is a messenger RNA of Symbiodinium sp. CCMP2592, 1227 nucleotides long. NCBI's taxonomy places the organism in Eukaryota, Dinophyceae, Suessiales, Symbiodiniaceae. The record is from the annotation of a GenBank genome assembly.